UCAUAACAGAUAAACGUGUUAAAUUAAAAUCCGAAACGGAGAAGCAGAGUGUCGAUGACGAAUCAAAACACAACCUUUUAUCCAAAUCAAAACAUUGGCGUCUACAGUUUCGAAGGAAACAUCGUCACCGUUAGUCGAGGUCUGGUUUUAAAAGCGAGAGCAUCGUUCGAACGAAAUUUCAACAUUCGUCCCUGUUACAAUUGCGAGCGACACGAUCACGGCCGCAAAAUUUAGUGUCGCUGUCACGCGCUCGGUCAAUGUCGGGACCAGUGGCCAAAAGUUUGCGGGGAAAAAAGAAGAAAAAAGACGGAGGGAAUUUGCCAGCCGGUAAUGAGAGGAAAAUCGAGCAAGUUGGUAAACUGAGUUUGCCUCGCGUCGCCAGACCCUCUUCGUCGGUAAUCGAGCAUGCUGCGGUUCGUUUCGCGAAAAUGUCACUUCGUUUACAAACCAACGAUCGCCUCGACCCGUGUGGAAGCAACGCGUUGUGUUGGCCCUUUUAUUCGUCGAGGGAGAGUCGCGAAAAGUAUCCUUGCGGGAAAACAGCAGGAUCGGUCGAUUGCACGGCGAAAUUAACUCUCGACAGCCACGCAGCUUGUUUUCCGACUAAUAGGGUUGGCCGUCGCCUAUUGAAAGUUUUAGGACCACGAGGACAGACCGGAAAGGAAUAUGUUUUCUUGCGAUUGGUGGAUAAAGUGGCGGAGAGGUACUCGAGAAAAACGGAGGCCGAGCACGCGUCGUGGCAGUCUUCAAAGGAAAUAGCUAAGCGCAAUCUGCUACGAAUCGCCAUCCAGAGAUCGAUUAUUCUUCCAGAACGGAAUCAAGAGUGGCUGCGCGAAUCGAGCUAUAUAUCCGGCUCUCGAUCCAACCCAUUGAGAACAUAUCUCACGUCAUACUAGAGUGCCUCUAAAAGUCUCGUGGUCUCUGCCUCCUUAAACUCCUCGCUCUUCCCUCUUUCGUUUCACCGGCAGAAAAUAAUUUGGCAUUAAGCCGAACGGCCAUUCGAUUCGUGGAGUGCCGUUUCUUUUGUACCGUUCCUUGAUCGGCUCCUGCUUUUUUCCUUCCCCUGUUUUCCCCCCAAUCUUAAAGAACGAAGAUGAAGAAUUCUUCGAAAAGGAUCGAGGAUCCUGAUAACUGGAAUUUUUUCC
This is a messenger RNA of Apis cerana (Asiatic honeybee), 1145 nucleotides long. RefSeq lists its product as uncharacterized. NCBI's taxonomy places the organism in Eukaryota, Metazoa, Arthropoda, Insecta, Hymenoptera, Apidae. The record is from RefSeq and is a predicted model, not a curated record.